AUGGCGAUAACCAAUUCUACUCCAUCUUCGACGGCUCCUCACUCGACGCAUACCGUCAAGGUAGGCCCAAAAGAGAACCCACAUCAGUAUUUGCCGCACAGCAUCACGGCCGCUGUCGGCGAUGUGAUCGUCUUCGAGUUCUACCCGCGCAACCAUUCCGUCGUCAAGGCAGACUUUAUGGCACCGUGUGUGCCUGCUGCGGAUGAAAUCUUCUACUCGGGCCAGGUCAAUACCUUUAACGAGAAUAGCGAUGGGCAGCUGGAAGGAGAGCCUCCUACAUGGUCACUAGUCGUGAAUGAUACCGAGCCCACGUUCUUCUACUGUACGGCAGUCGACUCCUGUCUCGUCAAUGGAAUGGUGGGAGUAAUUAACCCGAACGAAACGAUGACCUGGGAAGCACAAUUCGCCCAAGCAAGACGAUACCCCUAUAUGCUCAUCCCGGGACAAUCACCUCCCGCCGAAGGAACAGGCUACUCAUCCUCAGCUGCCGGCACCCACAACAAGAGCUCUUUCAGCGGUGGCGCCAUAGCCGGUACCGUGGUUGCCGGGCUUGCCUUUGUUGGCAUCCUCCUCGUCCUUGUGAUCAUGCUGUGUCGGAACAGGUAUAAACAGGGGCCAUCUUCACAGGUCGGGCGGAUGGAGCGGACAGCUCACUGCGCUCUAUUUAGUAGUCGAAGGGAGGGAAAGAGUAAGCAGGGAUUCACUGCGUCCUCUUCAGUGGGAGGCCAUGGUACAUUCUCUUCGAGCUCGGACGCUUCGCCGCCUGCUGUCUCGCCUCCUCUGCGAAAUGGAUAUUGGAACUGGGAGACUGCAACGAAGCAGCCACUGCCGCAGGAAGACAUUCGUCAGCCGAGCGAGUUGGAGGCGACGGGUGUUGUGGGUGGCAAGCCAGGAGGGAUGUACUACGGCUGGAGGUGA
Aspergillus udagawae is the source of this 918-nucleotide messenger RNA. RefSeq names its product cupredoxin domain-containing protein. The record is from RefSeq and is a predicted model, not a curated record. The transcript has 4 exons. Bases 1 to 918 code for a protein of 305 amino acids. Lineage: Eukaryota; Fungi; Ascomycota; Eurotiomycetes; Eurotiales; Aspergillaceae.